AUGGCGCUGGGCCGCAGCGGCGUAUUGGCCGCUUUCUCGCUGGUUCCGAGGCGCUUGACGGCCACCGGGGCGGCGGAGGGCGCGGCGGCCCCAGAGAACGUGGUGCGCGUCCCCUGGGCCCUGCGGGUGCGGCUGCAGCGGGCCGCGCUGCGCCGGGAGCGCAAGAAAGGAGAGGCGGCAGCACCACGAACCGGGAAGCUGCUGCUGCGGAGCCGGCGGCCAGAGCUGAGCCAGCCCCGCUGGCAGACGGUGGGGCGCUGGGAGCAACCUCAGCUAGUGUCGGCAGGCUGGAAGCACAGGAAGGCCUGCGGGGACUACUUCCAGCUGGAGCCCUCACAGGCGGCGGCUCCUGCGCUGCAGGCUCCGCCGCCUGACGCGGGGCAGGGCCCAUCCUUUCAGGAGAUGGGGUUGCAGCCGGCGCUGAUAGCCGGCCUGGAGGGCCUCUCCAUCAGCCGCCCCACGGCGGUGCAGCGCAUCACGAUCCCCGCGCUGCGCCGCGGUAGGAGCGCCCUCUGCGCCGCCGAGACCGGCAGCGGCAAGACGCUGGCCUACCUGCUGCCACUGCUAGACGGGCUGCUCUCCCGCCCCGCGGAGCCCGAGGUGGAGGCGGCGGGGCCGGCAGCGCCCCGAGGGCUGGUGGUGCUGCCGUCGCGGGAGCUGGCGCUGCAGGUGUGCGCGGUGGCGGCAGCGCUUUGUCGGCCGGCGGGGCUGCAUGUACGCGGGCUGACAGGCGGAGGCGCGGCUGGCGGGCUGCGGAGGCAGCUGCGGGCCCCGCCGCCCGGCCCCGCCGUGCUGCUGGGCACCCCCGGGGCGCUGCAGGAGGCGCUGCGGCGGCGCUUCCUGGCGUUGGAGCGGCUGCGCUGGAUGGUGCUGGACGAGGCAGACACCCUGAUGGAUGACUCCUUCGCAGGGAUCCUGGAGGAGAUCCUGGCACACGCACCCCUGGCCGUUGGUGCACCCGGGCCGGCUGGCCCCGGGGAAGAGAGGACCCAGGUGGUGGUGGUUGGAGCCACAUUCCCCACGGGGCUGAGCCAGACACUGGGGAAGUUCACCGAUGUGGGACAGUUUGUCACCCUUGCCACCCAGAGCCUGCACCGCCUGCCACCCCAUGUCCAGCAGAAGUUUGUCCGCAUCAAAGGCCAGGACAAGCUGUCUGAACUGUUGCAGCUCCUCAAGGAGCACCCAGUGUCCAGUGGGGCUGUUAUUAUCUUCUGUAAAAGUGCCAGCACUGUCAACUGGCUGGGCUAUAUCCUGGAUGACCACAAAAUCAAGCACCUGAGGUUGCAGGGACAGAUGUCGGCAGCUGCUAGAGCUAACAUCUUUGCCUCAUUCCAGAAGGGUGACGUGUCUAUCCUUGUCUGCACUGACCUUGCCUCGCGGGGACUGGACACCAGCAGUGUGCAGCUAGUGGUCAACUAUGACUUUCCAGACACCCUGCAGGACUACCUGCACCGUGUGGGACGAGUUGGACGCGUUGGAAGCAAGACACCUGGAGCUGUGGUUAGUUUUGUCACCCAUCGGUGGGAUGUGGACCUUGUGCGGAAAAUAGAGACUGCAGCCCGGAAAAGGACGGGUCUCCCAGGCAUGGACUCCUCUUUUAAUAAGUCUUCACCUAGCAAGGGUUGAUUCAGAUUGCCAAGCAGUAAUACAUGGCCUAAGUGUGAAGUCAUUAAGGCAGAGCAAACGAGCUUCUGUGUGUAAGCUAGACUGGAAGAAUAGAGGAUUGAGUUCCAGAACCAGGUGACCAGGUUAACUCUGUGCAGUGUUACUGCAGCGUACUGGAAUACAAAAGGAAGUUUGUAAGCGAGUAGUAACAUAAUGCCUUUGAAGAAGACUGAAGAAUGAUCUCAUCAGCUGACUUUAUUUAUUUUUGUUUAGACUUCUAACUUAAAUCCAAAACAGAAUGAAAGCAUGCCUGUAUGAUGUGCAACUCUGUUGUGUUUCAUUGCUUCCCACCACCAGCAGCUAAACAUUCAUUGUUAAAGCUUUAAAAUUACUACUGUGGCAGGAAGGAAAAAGAAAAUAUUUCCCUAACUUAAGCGAUUCUAGAUACAUGUGGAAAGACUAAAGGACAAAUUGUAUCUGUUUUUCUUGUGAUGUAUCAGUUCAUUCAGAGAAUUCUAGACCAGAUGCUUCUUUAUCUUGUUUGGUGGGAACAAGAAGGCACAAUAAAGCAUGAGGCUUUUCCAGGGUCUUAAUUUGGCAUUUUAUAGUCGCUGAGAAAUGGGAUCUUGCUGCUUCAUGUUCUAUUAAAUUUUCUGAAAGCCUUUAAGUAUUUUCUGCACAUUGUUUCUGCAUGCUGUGAUGACAUGUCCAGACUGAACUGAUUGUAAAAACAAAGGAAACCACCCAACCCACCAAAAAAAAAGCCUCCUGUUAAAGGAAAGAAGUCAGGUUCUAAUUCUAACUCACAGGUUCUAAUGACUCACCUGUAACAGAGUGAGUACAAGAUUUCUUUUGAGUAUCUUGCCAUUGUUCUUUUUUGCUUUAAACCAAAAGGAGGUUAUUUUGUAUCUAGCUGCUAGUUUGUAUCCAUGGCAAUAAUCACACAGACCCAGCAUUUUAGUUCUGAUUUCUGUUGCAGUGAUUUGUCGCAGCUUUUAAUAGUUGUUUUUCCCAUGCUGUCCACUUUAGCCUGUACUAAAGCUCAGUAUGUAGAGAUAGUAAGCUGCUAAAAGAACACAGAACAUUAUCUAAAUAUUUGAUUGUAGAGGAAAUCAUGUUCUGGAGCUACUUGUAGUAUUCUGAGUAAAAACUAAACAAACAGCUUACACAUCAGUUAAGAAUAAGGCUGUAUAACCUAGAAAUUGUACACAUGUACUCUGCUCACAUUGUACAGUUAAGAGGCUCCUAGGGGAAGUUACAAGCUGUGGUAAAAUUAUGUCAUAUAAUAGAAAAUUUUCAAGUAGAAAUGCAGUGGAAGAGCAAUUCUCUCAGAGACUGGAAAUCUUCGUAUUUUGGACCAUGCAUUGUGUAGAUUACUUGUGUCUUCUGUAGAUCAUUUAACUGCAAAUCAGGCAGCUUUUGUGUCCACAAGCAGAACCUUACUGUUCAUGUGUAAGAGUAGGGUAAAAACUUAAACAGAAAUCUGGAGAAAAUCUAGUAUUUUAAUUUAAAAAUCAUAAUUCCAUUCAUUAAUAUGCGUCUCAUGUUGUAUCAGGUUCUCUGAACUGCUGAGAAAUAGCUUUCUUUAACUGUAGGCAUACAGAUUAAUUUAAGUGAGGUAAAUUGUAUCUGAGAAACUCACAAGUAAGAAAUUUUAAUAUUUGCUUGUCUGCUUUGGCCAAGAAAUUUCAGGCUGGCUCCAUCUCAAGCGUCAUAUAAUUUGGAUCUGAUCGUUUUCAAAGCUUCAGCACUUCACUGUAUUAGAAUAAGUUACUACCUGCUUCAUAGAGUGUCUUUCCUGAGGCAGCUGGUGAUGGUGACUGCUUCCUAGAAUAAUAGGGAGAUGCCUUUAUAAGUUUCUGAGGAAAGUUGUUGCUUGGGAUCUCUAAUGUCUGACUUUAAGUAUUUGUCUUCUUAUAGUUCUUAUAUUGGACUAAAUCAGUCAGUUCUGGCAAAGGUUUCCUAACUGUUGCAGAUGUGUACUGUAAUACUCUUCUCUAUUACAUAUAGUUUCCAGCUAAAUGGUACAACCAAAGUUAAUUACAGUUAAAUGAUAACCACAUAAGCAGUCACUUCUGACACGAUCUGUGGUUGAAUUAUGUGGCAGUGGCUGUUAAUAAUGAAGGUAUCUGCUUAAUUUGUAUUAGAAACUAAGUGGUGAUACGAGUAUUUUUUUGCUUGUGUUAAAAUAGGUGGAAGGAAAAUGGAAGGCAGGUUAACUUCUUAUAAAUUAUCCAGAUUAUAAAAGGCAAAGUGGGCAUACUUGGAACUGAGGUAUAAAAUACACAAGUUGAAAAUAAAUUAUUGAUAUGU
Molecule: messenger RNA, 3918 nt
Organism: Melopsittacus undulatus (budgerigar)
Lineage: Eukaryota; Metazoa; Chordata; Aves; Psittaciformes; Psittaculidae
Gene: DDX28
Product: DEAD-box helicase 28
Exons: 1
Coding region: 1-1626 (541 amino acids)
Molecular function (GO): ATP binding; mRNA binding; RNA helicase activity
Source: RefSeq, a predicted model, not a curated record